UAUAAGAGCAACGACACGCAAUUGUUUGUAAACCCUAUGUGGAAGGAACCUUUGCUUCAAGUGGUACUGACAAAAUUCCCAGUUACAUCCGUGGUGUUGCCUAUCAGCGUGAGUUUCCGUCGUCCGUACUAUCAUUAACAUAAUGCAUAGGCUGAUUCGUUGCAGAGGAGUAUUCUGGCUCCGAUUCGUCCGCCAGCAGCUUCAAGGACCCUCUGGCCGACGCCGAUGCUUGCAAGCGUGAUGUUCCAUACCUUGAAAAGCUGGGCACCAAUGCCAUUCGUGUCUAUGCUAUCGACCCUUCGUCAGAUCAUAAGGAGUGCAUGAGCCUUCUCAGCGAUGCUGGCAUUUACGUCAUUGCGGAUCUAUCCUCCCCAGGUGAAUCGAUCAAUCGCAACGAACCCAAGUGGGAUAACGACCUGUACAACAGAUACGUGACAGUGGUUGAUGAGCUGUCACAAUACUCUAAUGUCAUUGGGUUCUUCGCCGGAAAUGAGGUCUCCAACAGUGAGAAUACCACGGCUGCUAGUGCCUUCGUCAAGGCCGCUGUUCGUGAUACAAAGCAGUAUAUUAAGGCCAAGAAUUAUCGUCCAAUGGGUGUUGGUUACGCGACUAGCGAUGACUCGAGCAUCCGUAAAAAUAUGGCCAACUAUUUUAACUGUAACAGUGCCGAUGAUAGUAUCGACUUCUGGGGCUACAACGUAUACUCCUGGUGCGGCGACUCCAACUAUGAGAAGUCUGGAUACAAAUCUCGUACUGAAGAAUUCAAAGACUAUACCGUCCCUGUGUUCUUUGCUGAGUACGGCUGCAAUGCAGUCCAACCUCGCAAGUUCACCGAAGUCAAGGCACUCUAUGGAGACCAAAUGGCUGAUGUCUGGUCUGGGGGUAUUGUGUACAUGUACUUCCAGGAAGAUAACAACUAUGGUCUGGUGUCUGUUGAUGGCAACAAGGUUAGCACCAAGGCGGACUUCAGCUACCUUUCCAAGGAGUUGGCCAGCGCCACCCCAUCAGGCACCAAGAAGGGCGAGUAUAAGCCAUCAAACACGGCUCUUCAGUCUUGUCCCACUGUUGACGGCAAGUGGCUCGCAACAUCCAGCCCGCUGCCUCCCUCCCCGAACCAAGACCUCUGCUCCUGCAUGGAACAGAGUUUGACCUGCUCUCUGAAGGACAAGGUAUCUGGCGAGAAGCUGGAUAAGCUAUUUGGAACCGUUUGCGGUUACGAUGUCUGCGAUGGAAUCACCACCAACGCCACCACCGGUAAAUAUGGCGCUUACAGUGUAUGUACGCCUCAGCAGCAGCUGUCCUAUGCCAUAAACCUGUACUACGAGCAGCAGAAGUCGAAAGGCAAUGGCGAUAAUGCUUGUGACUUCGACGGAUCUGCCACCACCAAGAGCGCUAAGAGCGGCGGAAGUGCUUGCUCUGCUCUCCUCAAGGAGGCCGGUACUUCUGGCACUGGCACUGUCACUUCCUCUCCCACAGGUACUGCUGGCUCCGGCGCCUCCGGUGCCGCUGCGUCUAGCUCCGGGGCUGCUGGUGGUAUGAUUACUCCUUCUGCCGUCAACGUCGGUGUCUUUCAGCUUGGUGCGUACGUGGUUACGGCUAUGGUUGCCGGCGCCGGCAUGAUCGUCCUGUAAGGCACGUUCAUUCCUUCUCUCCUGGCAGUGGGACUCUAGCCCUACGUGGCCGGCUACCUUUGCUGCGUGCCUCUGUGACUUGCAGUACUCUUUUUGUAUGUCCUCGGCAGUAAAACUUCCUUUCUCAAUGGGAUCUUUAUAUUGAACUUAUAUAGUGCUUGGGGUGUAGGGCAUUUGCCUUUUCCAUUCUCGAGGUCAUCCAUAGUUGUGGAUUGAAUUGUGUAGUAGCGGCCUGCCUUGGGGUUGGGUAGUGCUGCUGGAAACUUUUGCGGUCGUUUUCUCUUUUCUAUUCUUGUUUCGCCUGAGAUCCCUAUAUUUCUAGACCGGGAUGUGUUUGUUGUCCGGUACUUACUAGAUGGGCGCGCAGUAACUCUGUCCCUGGUCAUGAGACGUAUGGGUAGGCGCCAAAUCUACCCAUGGGCUGGGCCUGUACGGCUCCCAGUCCACACAUUUCUAAUUCAGGACUCAAAUAUUCUAGAUCAGACCAUGUUCAAUAAGCCUAGGGGAUGGGGACACAAUCAAGGUAGUUAGUGUACAGCUUGUUUUGGCUGUUUGGAUUCGUUGCUAUAGGACUUGGGGUGGUACAUGGGUCGCCUCGGAGGAGCUACUUUGUUUUCGGUGCUUCUUGGCUGCAUAUGCAUAACGUAUCCAACGAUAUGGGGGCGUCUCAGGGACUGUUGUGAUUACUCCAAUAUUGGCACACCCAAUAUAAAUAUAUAGCACGGUUACAUGGGACCACCGCGAAAUGUG
Messenger RNA from Aspergillus alliaceus, 2381 nucleotides. RefSeq names its product glycoside hydrolase family 72 protein. The record is from RefSeq and is a predicted model, not a curated record. Gene Ontology annotation, cellular component: cytoplasm; fungal-type cell wall. The coding region runs from base 321 to 1631 and encodes 436 amino acids. Lineage: Eukaryota; Fungi; Ascomycota; Eurotiomycetes; Eurotiales; Aspergillaceae. Gene Ontology annotation, molecular function: 1,3-beta-glucanosyltransferase activity. Gene Ontology annotation, biological process: fungal-type cell wall (1->3)-beta-D-glucan biosynthetic process. The transcript has 2 exons.